GGUACCUUGGGUGUAGUGGUCCGUGCCUUUACUUUAUAUGUUAUUAUCACGAUAACGAUGUGAUGUGAUAACGUCGUUGCAAUUGGCUCGUAUAGUGUACAAACCAUUAAUAUUAUAACUAAAGAGACGUUCAUUUUACGAAUACGGUGAAAUUUUUAUUCAGUUUCAUUAUCCUUUUCCAUAUCUUCUUUAUCACCGUCCACUUUAAACUUGAUUUUUAUCUCAACUCAUAUGCAUUGCGAUUAUUUAUGCAUGCCGUAUGUUUUGUUGGCCUACAACCGAAUACGCCCGUCGUAUACAUCUCUGUCUCGGUAGUUUGCUGCAUACGUUUACUCUACACCAUGUUAUAACACCACGGAUACGUGUUCGCCGAGCCGAUAUGGAGCUCUUCUACAUGAUUCAACGUUUGGAAUUUGUAGUGGCGAAUACGUGAAAUGUCUUAAGUCUAGGACCUAGGUUUCUUUAAUUGAUGUUACAAGCUAUACCUAUAUUUUUUUAUGUGUAUUAUAAUAACCAGAUUGUAAUCAAUUGUAAUAUUUGAAUAAAUAUCUGCUGUGAUGAUGAAUUUGAUUAUGAUGGAGAGAUCCAUGUUGAGAUCCUGGUUGAAAGACUCCGAGAGUUAAGAAUUUUUUCUGUUUGUAUUGUAUAUGCGGCAUUCAGUAAACGUGUUUUAUGUUAAUCAGGAUCCCAUAUGUGGUGUAUAUUGGUGCAUUCUUUUUAGACAUUAGUGAACGGUGUCAAUAUCGGGCAAAAAUGUCAAUAUUCAUGUUCAAGUGUUAUUAUAAACAAGAGAGGAAUAUAUUUCUAUUCAGAUUUGUAUAGUUGGCGAAUCAUCAUAGAAGAAUUAUUUCAAAUGUAAUGGCACACAUAUUGAUGAUCAAACUAAAAUCCAAAAUAUAGUAAUUAUAUGCUAUCAUGAAAAAGAACCGUUUUUUAGCAUUAGGUUUGUUUAGUGUGUUUGUCUGGCUUGGUGUUAAUCAUUUUUUACUUGAUGACAACUUUAUUGCUAAACCCAAUAAUUAUAUUGAUGAAAAUUUGGAUGAUUUUGAAUUACGACUAAAAAUUGAAGUAGAAACGCACAAUUUAAUACGUGAAAAUAUUAAACAAUUAAAUUAUUCAAGUCAUGAGGAAAAUUAUCAAUUUAACAAACAGAUAUCCAAUUCAUCUAGUGUUGUUAUUUUAAUAAUUGCUUGUAAUCGACCUUCUAUAUCAAGAUGUAUAAAUAAAUUACUUAAAUAUCGCAAAUCAAAAGAUGAAUUUCAAAUAAUUGUUUCUCAAGACUGUAUUCAUGAACGAACAUCACAAGUUAUAAAAAGUUUUGGUCGAGAUUUAAUUCAUAUACACCAACCAGAUCAAAAAGAUAUACAAGUGCCAUCUAAAGAAAAAAAAUUUAGUGGUUAUUUCAAAAUUUCUAGACAUUAUAAAUGGGCACUCAAUCAAGUAUUUAAUACAUAUAAUUAUGGCACUGCAAUAAUUGUUGAAGAUGACUUAGAUGUAGCUCCAGAUUUUUAUGAAUACUUUAAAGCUACAUUACCAAUUCUUCAAGCAGAUGAAACUUUAUGGUGUGUUUCUGCUUGGAAUGAUAAUGGAAAAUUUGCAUUGAUUGACCGAAAUGAUCCAAAACUAUUAUACCGGUCAGAUUUUUUUCCUGGACUUGGUUGGAUGCUUACACGUAAACUAUGGAUGGAAUUAAUGCAUAAAUGGCCACAUAGCUAUUGGGAUGAUUGGAUGAGACAUCCAGACCAAAGAAAAGGUAGAUCAUGCAUACGACCUGAGCUUUCUAGAACCAAAACCUUUGGAAAAAUCGGUGUAAGCAAUGGUCUUUUUUAUGAAAAACAUCUAAAAUAUAUAUACUUGAAUGAAGUUCCAGUUGACUUUACUAAAUUAAAUUUAACAUAUUUAUUAAAAGAUGAAUAUGAUAAUAACUUUGUUGCGAUGGUUUAUAGAGCACCACUUGUCAGUAUAAAUGAACUUAAAAAUAAGCAAAUUAGUCAUAGAGAUCCUGUGAGAAUAACCUAUUAUACUAAGAAUAACUUGAAAUCCUUAACAAAAAUAUUUGGUCUAAUGGAUGAUUUCAAAAGUGGUGUACCUAGAACUGCUUACAAAGGCAUUAUUAGUUUUACAUAUGACAAUAGAAGAGUGUUUUUGGCUCCUAUCAAAGAAUGGCACAAUUAUGAUCCGAGUUGGCAAUGAUACAUGCUCUUUAAAAAUAUAGUUUUAUAUGUAAUGUAAAUAAUAUAAUGUAAUAUUUUUAUUAUUUUUUUUUUUAAUUUUCAUUAUUGUUUCUAUUAAAUAUACUUAAAUUAGUAUUGAAAUGUAUAUUUUGUUCACCAAAGAAUAAUUUGUAGUAGAUUUUAAUCAUAAUAAGGGGUUAUUUAUUUAUUUAUUUAUUUAUUUAUUUCAUUUUUUACAAAUGUUAUAGAUCAAAUUGGCUGUUAUAACUAAUACGAUUUUAAUUGUCUAUUAAAUUAUUUUGUUAUCUUAUUUAUAAAAAAAAUUAUUAGAAAAUUAUUGUUUUGUGUUUUAUUUGUUAAAAAAAUAUGGGUAUAAUAAAUAAUAAUUAAUUAAA
Sipha flava (yellow sugarcane aphid) is the source of this 2569-nucleotide messenger RNA. RefSeq names its product alpha-1,3-mannosyl-glycoprotein 2-beta-N-acetylglucosaminyltransferase-like. The transcript has 5 exons. Gene Ontology annotation, cellular component: Golgi apparatus. The record is from RefSeq and is a predicted model, not a curated record. The coding region runs from base 916 to 2193 and encodes 425 amino acids. NCBI's taxonomy places the organism in Eukaryota, Metazoa, Arthropoda, Insecta, Hemiptera, Aphididae. Gene Ontology annotation, molecular function: alpha-1,3-mannosylglycoprotein 2-beta-N-acetylglucosaminyltransferase activity. Gene Ontology annotation, biological process: protein N-linked glycosylation.